Molecule: messenger RNA, 1626 nt
Organism: Penicillium antarcticum
Lineage: Eukaryota; Fungi; Ascomycota; Eurotiomycetes; Eurotiales; Aspergillaceae
Product: protein arginine methyltransferase RmtB
Exons: 3
Coding region: 1-1626 (541 amino acids)
Biological process (GO): peptidyl-arginine methylation
Cellular component (GO): nucleus
Molecular function (GO): protein-arginine N-methyltransferase activity
Source: RefSeq, a predicted model, not a curated record
AUGUCUGCUUCUGCUGUGAACCUGCCUGCUCACGAGGAUAUCCCUGACUCCGUCUCGGAUUCUUCCGAUAUCAGCAACGAGGAGGGUUGGGAAGAUGUUGAGCCCGAUGAGGAGUCGAACCCUGUUGUUGGGCUCUUCUCCGAACAAGUUUUCCCUGAUGCGCGCUCAAUGCUAAAGGAGUGUAAGGAGAAGUAUAACUUUGACUUGCUGAAGAUCCAGAAAGACCUUGGCUUGGACUUCCUCGACAAUAUCAAAUUGGUCAACUAUGUUCGCUCCGAGGUGAAGAAGGGAAACAACACCCCCGACUUUUCUUCCAAGUCCAAGUUCGAAGACGAUGCGUACCUGAAGCCCGUUUUGGAGGACGAUGCCCUUUUGUACAGCCUGGAUGACCUCGCUGAGGAGGGUGAAGAAUCUGCCCCUGGAACCGAGGCCGAGCGCCAGGUUCUUGAGCUCCAGGAGAACCUUGAGCGCCUCCAGACCCAAUUCUCUGAAUACCGUCUUGCUGUGCAACAGUCCAUGGAUGAUCAAUUGUCCAAGGAGGACCAGAAGCUUGCCGAAUCUACACCGAAGCCCUCAUCCCACGCUAUUGAUAGACACCAGGAGGCCGAAGAUGGUUACUUUGUCUCGUACGCCUACAACGCGAUCCACGAAUCCAUGCUAAAGGACAGUAUCCGCACCGACUCCUACCGUGAUUUCGUUUACGAAAACAAGCACGUUUUCAAGGACAAGGUUGUUCUUGACGUCGGCUGUGGAACUGGUAUCCUUUCCAUGUUCUGCGCCAAGGCUGGCGCAAAGAAGGUUAUUGCUGUGGACAACUCGAACAUCAUUGAUCGGGCCAAGGAAAUUGUUCACGACAAUGGCCUCGGAGAUGUAAUUACUUGCAUCCGUGGUAAGAUCGAAGAAGUUGCUCUGCCCGUGGAGAAGGUCGACAUCAUCAUCUCUGAGUGGAUGGGUUACGGUCUCCUCUUCGAGGCCAUGUUCGAUUCCGUUAUCUACGCCAGAGACCGCUACCUUGUUCCCGGAGGUCUCAUGGCUCCAUCGCACGCCACCCUGCGCGUUGCUCCCUAUGCUGACCCCGACUUCAUCGCCUCGCACAUCUCAUUCUGGCACAACGUCUACGGCUUCAAGAUGGACAGCAUGCUUCACAAGAUCUAUGACGAAGCUCUUGUUCGCAGUAACCAGCCUGAGACUAUUGUUGGAGAGGCCCAGACUUUCUACACCCUGCCUCUGCACACCAUCACCGUUGAGGAAUUAUCCUUCUUGAAGGAAUUCCAGGUUACUCUGAACCAGGACAUUGAUUCAUUGGACGGAUGGGCUAUCUGGUUCGACAUUUUCUUCAUGCCCUCCUGCGAGUCUGUUCUUCCCGAGGAUGCCAUUCCUACGGAAAUGCAAAAGAAGGGUAUUGUUUCCUUCACCACUGGUCCCCACGGAACCGAGACCCACUGGCAGCAGACUAUUUGUCUCAUUGACCAGGCCAAGCACAAGGCUCAACCCCUCAAGAAGGGCCAGACCAUCUCCGGCAAGGUUGGCUAUGAGAAGACAGAGAAGGGCGCUCGUGGUGUUGACAUCAGCGUCCAGUGGGACUCCGACGCCGAGAAGGGCGUCCAGCUCUGGAGCCUCCUGUAA